AUGGACGCAAACACAAAGGUGAAGAAAGGAGCUGGUGGAAGGAAAGGAGGAGGACCAAGGAAGAAGUCAGUCACCAGAUCCGUCAGAGCUGGACUUCAAUUUCCCGUCGGAAGAAUCGGUCGAUUCUUGAAGAAAGGUAGAUACGCUCAGCGUGUUGGUACCGGUGCUCCUGUUUACCUAGCCGCUGUUCUCGAGUAUCUCGCUGCUGAGGUUCUUGAGUUGGCUGGAAAUGCAGCACGUGACAACAAGAAGAACAGGAUCAGUCCAAGACAUUUGUUAUUGGCUAUUAGGAAUGAUACAGAGCUCGGUAAUUUGCUUGCUGGUGUCACAAUUGCUCACGGUGGUGUUCUUCCUAACAUCAACCCUGUGCUUUUGCCUAAGAGAAAGGAAAAUGCUGAGGCCAGUACUCCCAAGUCUCCUUCCAAGGCCAGGAAAUCUCCAAAGAAGGCUUAG
Vicia faba (fava bean) is the source of this 453-nucleotide messenger RNA. The record is from the annotation of a GenBank genome assembly. Lineage: Eukaryota; Viridiplantae; Streptophyta; Magnoliopsida; Fabales; Fabaceae.